UUUUUGAUACUAAAAUAUCUCGGCAUUUAGACUCAAGUGACGUGACCGUGCUCUAGACCUUUAAAGUAUAUACAUUUUUCAUAUUAUUAUGAUAGUUAUUUGAUAUUAAGUUUACUUGGUAACAAAGUAGGUGAUUGAUAAGUUUAUAAAAUGAGUAACGACGACUUGGGUUUGAUAAAAAAAGCGGUAAUUCAAAUUGGAGCUGGUGGGUCAGCUGGUUUUGUUGAAGUUUGUGCGAUGCACCCAAUGGAUAUCAUUAAAACACGUUUGCAAUUGCAAGUUAAAACUGAUAAAGUCAAUGCUUUGUACUAUACUGGAAUACGUGAUUGUAUGACUAAAAUGUAUCACAAUGAAGGUCUAGGUGCAUUUUGGAAAGGUAUAUUACCACCAAUUAUUGCUGAAACUCCUAAAAGAGCACUGAAAUUUUUCACUUUCGAACAGUACAAACAGUUAUUCAGCUCUAGUUCAAAUUUACCUUUACCUGUGAUUUUAGCAUUGGCUGGAUUCUGCGCUGGGAUAACUGAAGGAGUAGUAGUAAAUCCUUUUGAAGUUGUGAAAGUACACAUGCAGUCAAAUCGUUCACAGAUGAAACAUUUUCCUAGUACAAUGACGGUCACUAGGAAAAUAAUCCAAGAAAAUGGACUGGGAGGACUAAACCGUGGGCUGUCGGCAACGGCUCUGAGAAAUGGAAUUUUCAACUGCUGCUAUUUUGGGUUCUACCACUCGGUCAAAGGAUUUAUACCAGUCAAUAAAGAUCCUUGGAUCGAAUUCUUCACAAAAGUAGGAUUAGGAUUUACUGCUGGUACAUUGGCAUCUUGUUUGAACAUUCCGUUCGAUGUUGCUAAAAGUCGGAUACAAGGGCCGCAGGAUAAUAUUCAAUACAAGGGAACCUUCAAGACUUUGAAAAUUGUUUACCAAAAUGAAGGAUUAACGGCAUUAUACAAAGGACUUGUACCUAAAAUAUUGAGAUUGGGACCUGGAGGUGCAAUAAUGCUCGUCGUGUACGACUACAUGCAUUCCUUCUUGACAUUUAAAUUCCAAAGCCAAUUAAUUAAUUAAUUAAUAAUAAUUAUUAAAAUUUAUUAAACAUAUUUUUACUUCGAGUGAUCUUUGUACAUCAAAAUAAAUAAUCAAAUAAAUCAUUUGUAAAAAAAAAUUA
Messenger RNA from Microplitis demolitor, 1159 nucleotides. Its product is annotated as mitochondrial 2-oxodicarboxylate carrier. The transcript has 6 exons. Lineage: Eukaryota; Metazoa; Arthropoda; Insecta; Hymenoptera; Braconidae. The record is from RefSeq and is a predicted model, not a curated record. Bases 151 to 1059 code for a protein of 302 amino acids.